Molecule: messenger RNA, 6152 nt
Organism: Hemibagrus wyckioides
Lineage: Eukaryota; Metazoa; Chordata; Actinopteri; Siluriformes; Bagridae
Gene: cnot6a
Product: CCR4-NOT transcription complex, subunit 6a
Exons: 12
Coding region: 109-1782 (557 amino acids)
Biological process (GO): nuclear-transcribed mRNA poly(A) tail shortening
Cellular component (GO): CCR4-NOT complex; nucleus; cytoplasm
Molecular function (GO): protein binding; poly(A)-specific ribonuclease activity
Source: RefSeq, a predicted model, not a curated record
AUUCUUGUUUGCUUUCAGUGAAGAAACCAGCGGAUACAAAGUGGAGCAGAAACAAAGGAAACGCGCAGUCGGCUUCGUGAACUGGUAUGCUCUUACAGUGUUACAGGGAUGCCCAAGGAAAAAUAUGAUCCGCCAGAUCCAAGGCGGAUGUACACUAUAAUGUCGAGCGAGGAGGCAGCUAGUGGGAAGAAGUCAUACUGGGCCGAACUGGAGAUCAGUGGCAAAGUGAGGAGCCUGAGCACAGCAUUGUGGUCUCUUACCCAUCUGACUGCUUUGCACAUCAGCGACAACUCUCUCUCGCGUAUCCCUCCGGACAUUGCCAAACUACACAACCUGGUGUACUUGGACCUCUCAUCCAAUAAGAUCAGGAGCUUGCCUGCCGAACUAGGCAACAUGGUAUCUCUCAGGGAACUGCUUUUAAAUAACAACCAGUUGCGAGUCCUGCCUUUUGAGCUUGGAAAAUUGUUUCAGUUACAAACCUUGGGUUUAAAAGGAAACCCACUUGCACAAGACAUCAUGAACCUCUACCUGGAACCCGAUGGGACGCGCCGGCUCCUGAACUACCUGCUGGACAAUCUUGCAGGCACCAAACGCGUCUCCACAGAACAGCCCCCUCCUCGCUCAUGGGUACAUCUUAAGGAACCUGACAGGACACGACCAGCAGCAUUGUUCUCUGUGAUGUGCUACAACGUACUGUGUGAUAAGUACGCCACACGUCAGCUCUACGGUUACUGCCCUUCCUGGGCUCUCAACUGGGAGUACAGGAAAAAGUCCAUCAUGCAGGAGAUCCUCAGUUGCAGUGCAGAUAUCAUCAGUCUUCAGGAAGUGGAGACGGAGCAGUACUACAACUUUUUCCUGGUGGAACUCAAGGAGCACGGAUACGAGGGUUUUUUCAGCCCCAAGUCUCGUGCCAGGACCAUGUCGGAGUCUGACCGCAAACACGUGGACGGUUGUGCAAUCUUCUACAAGACCGACAAGUUCAGCCUUGUGCAGAAACAUACAGUGGAGUUUAACCAGCUCGCCAUGGCUAACUCGGAGGGCUCAGAGGUCAUGUUGAACAGGGUGAUGACCAAGGACAACAUCGGUGUUGCCGUACUCCUGGAGCUUCGCAAAGAAAUGAUUGAGCAAUCUGCAGGGAAGCACUUGCCUAGUAUGGAGAAGCAGCUACUGUUGAUGGCUAACGCUCACAUGCACUGGGACCCGGAGUACUCGGACGUAAAGCUCGUCCAGACCAUGAUGUUCCUCUCAGAAGUGAAGAACAUUGUGGACAAGGCCACGCGCAGCCUCAAGCUCUCCUCUGUGUCCGGGGAGACUAAUGCCAUCCCUCUUGUCCUGUGUGCUGAUCUCAACUCACUGCCUGACUCGGGUGUGGUGGAGUACCUGAGCACAGGUGGUGUGGACAGCACCCAUAAGGACUUCAAGGAGCUGCGCUAUAUCGACUGCCUGACCAACUUUAACUGUAAUGGCAAGAACGGCACAUCCAGCAGCAGGAUCACGCACGGCUUCAAGCUAAAGAGUGCCUACGAGAACGGCCUGAUGCCUUAUACCAACUACACCUUUGACUUCAAGGGUGUGAUUGAUUACAUCUUCUACUCUCAGCCUCUGCUGAACGUGCUGGGCGUGCUCGGCCCACUGGACCCCCAUUGGCUCCACGAGAACAAUGUCACUGGCUGCCCGCACCCCCACAUCCCCUCCGAUCACUUCUCCCUGUUUGCACAACUCGAGCUGCUCCUGCCCUUCUCGUCUUUGGUCAACGGUCUCCACGUGCCUGGCUGCAGGUAGUUCUCCGAGCUCCUGGCCCUGCCUCACACCUGACCCUCUGCAGGGAGAGAGCGAGAGGUGAUGGAUAGAGGCAAAGCCUGUCGUGUACAAAUCUCAGUCCAGUAAGGAGGAGUUGGGGUAUGGCUAAACUUUUAUUACUGAUGGAUUUUAACUGACGCAGACGUUUGUCAGUCUUAUCUGUACCACCCCCCUGUUUUUUUUUUUGUUUGUUUGUUUGUUUGUUUUUUUUGUUAUUUGGUUCUCUUUCUGGGCACAAGUAAAAAUAUCUACUUUUUUCACACUGUAUCCCAAAACCCAUAUGGUUCUGAUUAUAUCUUGUAUAUUUUACCUGAAGACAAUGUCGAUGCCGAUGUCGAUAUAAAUAUAUAUAUGUAAAAUAUGGCAAUACCUUUUCCGGACACAGGCAGGGAGUCCAGACCAAGCAGGUUCAUCAGAUUUUCUAUUUUGGUCCAUGGUAAUUUUUUUCUGAGGCCAGUUCAGAGUGAGCAGCUAAAUUUAAUAGAAAUCGUUGAUCACACCAGCUUUAGAGCAACGAUUAUCUUUGUCCAUUCUAUCAUAAAUGCCCUUUUUUUUAAGCUAAAGGGCUUUUUAAACGUGUGCAGAGAAUGAGAGCAGGUCACUCUCUCGCUUAUGCAUUCACCAUGGUGCUGAGGCAUCUUCUAGUGCAGCAGGUGUAUUUAAUUCACCAGCCUCAGAGACUCCACAGGCCACUGGACUGCGUCCAUCUCGGUGCACUCGGUUUAACAGAGAGCUGCACGGAGUCAGCCAGGCCCACUGUUUUAAUCCUAUUUAAAGUGAGGAAUUUCAAGGCCUCGAUGUGUGUACAGCAGUAUCGGAGAGAUUAGCAGGAGAAGGGAGACGCGCUGUGUUUUGGCAUGUACAGGUUGAAUUUGGGACACACUCAUUACCCAAGCUGCUUAGCCUAACAACCCUCUCUCUGAGCAGUGUGUUGCAUUAUCUAAAAAAACUGAUCCCUUUUUUUUUCUUCCCUUCAUGAUUGUACUGAAACCACAACGUCCGAACCUUUUAGUGUAACAGAUUCAAACACAGAUGAUUGUAUUGUAAAAAAAACAAAACCCUAAAUUUCUAUUCAUUUUUAAUGUAUUGAGCAAGAAAUUUCCAUCUUUAUUUUGCUGUGUAAAUUUUGCACUUGUCCAGGGUUUAUUUUUUUUUUUUUAUUUCUCCCUGUUUAUCCGUGUGGUUGUUUUUUUUUUUUUUUUUUUUUUUUUUUUUUUUUAUUCAAACUUUGAUGCAUCAUUGUGCCUCACUGCUUCUUCUUUCCUGCAAGUGCACUGCCACUUCUUUCCUGGACACCUGGACCGCCUCGAGCAUUUCCAGUGCUAUCUAAUUUUUUUGUUUUGUUUUAAUAUAGCCGUUGUCUUUCACCGAUUGGCUCUUAUUUGUAAGCUUUCCCCAUCUCGCCCCACGCUUAUUGUGCAAUGUCCGUAAUCCCCUGUUCACAACUUACUGCCACUUCCUCCUGCUCAACUCAGGCGAUAUUUUUUUUUUCUUAUUUACAAACCAGUUCUUGUGUCCAGUUCGAUCUCCCCUCACUACUUCUAGACCACAGCUCUCUCGUGUUGUGCCAUCUGAUGAUGCGUUUUUUUUGCCGCAAAGCCAAGUGUAAAGCUCUUCUUCUUCAGCUACUACUGUAAAACGAAUACGGCAGCGGCGUCUGUUCUCGGCCCGGAGCCGUGCGCACGUAGCGUGGUCCGGUCUUUGUUGGCGGUUUCUAUUGACCUUCAACCCAUGAUUAACGUCACUGAUAUGUGCUCACAAGGCCAAUCUUUCUUUUCUUUGGGGAUAAAUGUUUGUUCCUUCUUAAGUUUGUCAUGUUUUAAAAACGGAAUGGUUUGACAAGCACUUAUUGUGUAUCACUAGUGCAGCUACCCAUUUUCCCCCCCCUUCUUCUUUUUUUUUUUUUUUUUUUGUUUUUUACGAAAAAAUGCUUUUGCCUCCGAGGCAGAAGUCAGUUUUAAUGACUUUUACUGAGCAGUGAAUAAGGCAUUACAAGACGGUCCACUCGUCUCACUGCCAGUGACUGUGUUUUUUAAUUUCUUCUCUCCGUCUCUCUUACACCGCCCCCCACCCCACCCCCUUCCUCCUUCUUUGGGUUGUCUUUUAAUCAAAAGCAACUUGUCUGGAUAUUCUGUUGGAUUUGCUGACUGUGUUGUAGCUAAAAAGAGUUUUUUUUUUCUUCUUCUUUUUUUUUUUUUGUUUUUGUAAAGUGUGAAUAAAUUAUGUAUCACGUUUCCUUUCUUUGACAUGAAUUGUGUUGUAUGUAUCAUGAUAUAUUAAUUGUUUUGGUCGUUCUUUAUUUUUCCAUUUUUGCUCAUAUUUUGAUUUUUUUUUUUUUUUUGUAAUACUCAAAACCAAAUUUUUUGUAAAGAUGUUGGCACACUGAAAUCUAGAUUUGUACGGUUGCUAACUUUCACGUCAAGAAAUACUUUUAAGGAGAAAAAAAAAAAAACAUUACUUCAGUAAAAUCUAGAGAGAAGUCACAGAGAAAUAAAGAGCUGUCAUUUGUCACCAAACGUGAUUAUUUUUUCUCUUAAAGCUUUAUAUGUGGCAUUUCACCCGGUUUGGAGCGCAUAUAUUAUAAAUAUAUAUAUAUUUCGAUUAGUUUAGGGGAAGUGUAGAUGCAGCACUGCCCGUGUCAUUUUUCUUUUUCUUUCUUGUCGUUGCUAGUUCUCAUCGGAGGAAAAGUAUAAAGGGUUAGAAGGUAGGAGGCAGUGCAGACAUGUCUGGCCUCCUGAAUUGAAACACACACACACUCCUGGUUGUCCUCCUUGUGCUCGUGCUUUUCUUCAGCUUGUGAAAAAGCCAGUCACUUCUGCAUGUUUAAUCGCAUUGGCUGCCAUCAUUGCUGUUUCGGGGAACAUUUUCUCCCCACCCACCACCACUUGUGAACAACAAUCUGACUCCGCAUCAUGCUAUCAUGUCUCAUUACACAAACCCUGGCAAUAAUAUUUCCUAGUGCAGGUUUUAUUUUAUUUUCCUAAACACUUUCAAUUGUCAGAAAUGUCUGGCUUUAUCAUACUUCUUGCUGUUCUGUCUUUUUCCUCCUUUCUUCCUCGCUCUCGUCAGUAGGGUUAGUCAUGCAAUGGUAAGGAUCGUGAUUUAAGCUGGAAGUCAAUAAGUAUUUAGGAAAUGUCACUAUAUGAUGCACUGGACCAACUCUUGUUUACCAUUUAUGGAAUACCAGCAAAACACUUGCACAAUGUUUUAAAAAGAAUGUUAAAUAUAUAAAUAUAUAUAUGAAGAAAUAUAGAUAUGAAAAAAUAAAAUAAAAUAAUGGCAGCUGUUUUUAUUCUAAUAUUAGGAAGUGUUUAAAAAAAAAAACCCUAAUGGUAAACAAGGCGUUUUGGGUUUUAUUUUAUUUUAAUUUUUUAAUUUUUUUUCCUCUCUCUCUCUCUUUCCCGUUCUCUUGGGGUUUUUUUUUUCCUCUUCUGAGUAAGUGGUGUGUUUAUAACAGGGUCAGCUUGUUUCCUCUACACCUCUGUAUUUUUUCCUACCCAUGGUCAAAAUAAAUUCUACAUCUGUUUCAAACCUGGUAGUAGUGUUUUGCUUUCUCAUUUCGUUUCUCUUCUAGGAAAUGAAAGUCAUUUAAACUGGGUACAUUGGUUUCACAGGAAUUAUUAUUUUUUAGUGUGCUCUUGCCUGCUGAUCUUGAUGUUGUCCAGCAGGGGGCGUUCCUGCUUUGCUGCUUAGCUGAACAUGUGGAAUAAGGGAACGCAAUUAACCAAAGGAAAUAAGCAACAUAUUCUUUCUUUUUUUUUUUUUCUUCAAUGCUUUUGGCAUGAUGAUUGGGGUUUUUUAGAGACCUGUGUCAGUUGUGGUAGUUUGGAAGCACUGUGUGAAAGCAUCUUUUCCCAAAUACACCAAAAAAGAUGCCUCAAAAUGUUGGUACUGCUUGUGAAAGAUUACUUAAGCAUUUAAAUUGUUGUUUCUGAAAUGGAAACCCUUCCAAUAAGUUGAUCAAAUAGCCUUGAGAAAGGUUUUGUAGUAAAAUGUGAGUGGGGGAAACGAUCCACCUCUUCUUCUGAAUAAAAGAUAUUUUGGGGAUGUAGUUGGUUAAUAUGUUGAAUAUUUCCAAAAUAAACAUUAUUAUAAAGUCUACCAGGAUUCCUCGGACGCAGAAUGAACCGAAUAAUUACCACUUCGUCAUUAGAUCAUUAUGUUAUUACAGCUUGUAUAUUAGUGACUGGAAUUCCGUCUUUUUCCUUCAGUGAAUCGGAUCAUUUGACUCGGGUCACCGAUAGGAAUCGACUCUUUCGGCUACCAAACGGCUCAUUGUCAUUUUUUCCUCUUCUGUCUAAACCGGACAAAGUUUGCGAGUGACUGGCUGAUAAUGUUUCAUGAAAUCCUCC